CUCUUUCCAUUCUCCUUCUUCUUGUAUGGAGAAACAGGACGUCUGGAAAUAAAGGAGGGAGAGGAGUGGGGGUGAAAAAUACGUCUCAACGUUAAGAGAGGACAACCCCCCCUUCCCCCUAAAAGAAAGACAGAAAGAGAAAUAACAGAGACAUUGUGCUCAUAACGAGCAAGUGCAGGACCAUCCCCAAGUCAGAACAGUCUUUAUAGCUGUGUCUCUACAAAGCAACCAUGGGGGACCUCGCCAACAGCACGGUAGAAUUUUACCCCAAGAGCCAGAGGGGCACUGGGGCCAGCAGUGGCUCAGAGGUCAACCAUUCGGGGGAUUUCGGGGUCACCCUGGAGGAGCUGCGGAACCUGAUGGAGCUCAGGGGGGGCGAGGCCCUGCAGAAGAUCCAGGAGAGCUACGAUGACACGGAUGGUCUCUGCCAACGGCUGAAGUCAUCAACCAGCGACGGUCUGUCGGGCAACCCGGCCGACUUAGAGAAGCGGAAACAGACUUUCGGCAUGAACUUCAUCCCCCCGAAGAAGCCAAAGACCUUCCUGCAGUUGGUAUGGGAGGCGCUGCAGGAUGUAACGCUCAUCAUACUCGAGAUCGCCGCCAUCAUCUCCCUCGGCCUGUCCUUCUACCAGCCGCCUGGGGAGGAGAGCGAAGCUUGCGGGAAUGUCUCUGGGGGCGCAGAAGAUGAGGGAGAGGCGGAAGCGGGCUGGAUCGAGGGAGCGGCCAUCCUGCUGUCCGUCAUCUGUGUGGUGCUGGUCACGGCCUUCAACGACUGGAGCAAAGAGAAACAGUUCCGGGGCCUGCAGAGCCGUAUUGAGCAGGAGCAGCGUUUCGCUGUGGUCCGCGGCGGCAAUGUCAUCCAGAUCCCAGUGGCCGAGAUGGUGGUGGGAGACAUGGCGCAGGUCAAAUAUGGUGACCUGCUGCCGGCUGAUGGGAUUCUUAUUCAGGGCAAUGAUCUAAAGAUUGACGAGAGCUCCCUCACCGGGGAGUCGGACCAUGUCAGCAAGUCUGCCGACAAGGACCCCAUGCUUUUAUCUGGCACCCACGUCAUGGAAGGGUCAGGGAGGAUGCUCGUCACUGCAGUGGGGAUCAACUCCCAGACUGGUAUCAUCUUCACGCUUCUGGGGGCCGGAGAGAUGGAGGAGGAGAAAAAGGAAAAAAAAGGAAAACAGCAGGACGGAGCAGUGGAGAACAGUCAGAAUAAAGCCAAGAAGCAGGACGGAGCGGUUGCCAUGGAGAUGCAGCCGCUAAAGAGCGCAGAGGGGGGAGAAGUGGAGGAGCGAGAAAAGAAGAAAGCCAACGUUCCAAAGAAGGAGAAAUCAGUGCUCCAAGGCAAACUGACCAAACUGGCGGUACAGAUCGGGAAGGCAGGCCUGGUCAUGUCCGCCAUCACGGUGAUCAUCCUGGUGCUCUACUUCGUGAUCGAGACGUUUGUGAUCCAGGGCAGGGUGUGGCUUGCCGAGUGCACGCCGGUCUACGUGCAGUACUUUGUCAAGUUCUUCAUUAUCGGCGUCACGGUGCUGGUGGUUGCUGUACCGGAAGGCCUGCCUCUGGCGGUCACCAUCUCACUGGCCUACUCUGUGAAGAAAAUGAUGAAGGACAACAAUCUGGUGCGUCACCUGGACGCAUGUGAGACGAUGGGCAAUGCCACGGCCAUCUGUUCAGAUAAGACUGGCACUCUGACCACCAACCGCAUGACCGCGGUGCAGGCCUACAUUGGUGAUCAGCACUUCCGCGAGAUUCCCGACCCCGAUCAGAUCAACUCUAAGACCCUGGAGAUGCUGGUCAAUGCGAUUUCCAUCAACAGCGCCUAUACCUCAAAGAUCAUGCCUCCAGACACGGAGGGUGCCCUGCCCAAACAAGUGGGAAAUAAGACAGAGUGUGGUCUCUUGGGCCUGGUGCUGGACCUAAAGAGGGAUUACGUCCCUGUGCGAGAGCAGAUCCCCGAGGAGAAGCUGUACAAAGUCUAUACCUUCAACUCCGUGCGAAAGUCCAUGAGUACCGUGAUCCAGCUGCCCGAUGGUUCCUUCCGCCUCUACAGCAAGGGUGCCUCCGAGAUCCUCCUCAAGAAGUGCUCCACCAUCCAAGGGGGCGGGGGAGAGCCACGGAGCUUCCGUCCACGGGAUCGAGACGAAAUGGUGAAGAAGGUGAUCGAGCCCAUGGCCUGCGAGGGCCUGAGGACCAUCUGCAUUGCGUAUCGGGACCUGCCUGGCAAUCCAGAACCCGAAUGGGAAAACGAGGCAGAUAUCGUCACUGAACUCACCUGCAUUGCCGUGGUGGGCAUCGAGGAUCCGGUCCGACCUGAGGUCCCCGAAGCCAUCCGGAAGUGUCAGCGGGCAGGCAUUACGGUGCGCAUGGUCACGGGUGACAAUAUCAACACGGCACGUGCCAUCGCGGCUAAGUGCGGCAUCAUCCAACCCGGUGAUGACUUCUUGUGCCUGGAGGGCAAGGACUUCAACCGACGAAUCAGAAAUGAAAAGGGAGAGAUUGAGCAGGAGCGAAUUGAUAAGAUCUGGCCUAAGCUGAGGGUCCUGGCUCGUUCCUCCCCUACAGACAAGCACACACUGGUGAAAGGCAUCAUCGACAGCACUGUGGCCGAGCAGCGUCAGGUGGUGGCCGUGACUGGGGAUGGAACCAAUGACGGGCCUGCACUCAAGAAAGCCGACGUUGGCUUCGCCAUGGGUAUUGCUGGUACGGACGUGGCCAAGGAGGCCUCGGACAUCAUCCUGACCGACGACAAUUUCUCUAGUAUCGUGAAGGCGGUGAUGUGGGGCCGUAACGUCUAUGACAGCAUCUCCAAGUUCCUGCAGUUCCAGCUGACUGUCAACGUGGUGGCCGUCAUCGUGGCCUUCACUGGGGCUUGCAUUACACAGGACUCCCCUCUAAAGGCCGUCCAGAUGCUGUGGGUGAACCUGAUCAUGGAUACGUUUGCCUCCCUGGCCUUGGCCACCGAGCCACCCACUGAGGCCUUGCUGCUCCGUAAGCCGUACGGCCGCAACAAGCCUCUCAUCUCCCUCACCAUGAUGAAGAACAUCCUGGGCCACGGUGUCUACCAGCUCACCAUCAUCUUCACGCUGCUUUUUGUCGGAGAGAAGAUCUUCAACAUCGACUGCGGCCGCAACGCGCCACUGCACUCGCCACCGUCUGAGCACUACACCAUCAUCUUCAACACCUUUGUUCUCAUGCAGCUCUUCAAUGAGAUCAAUGCCCGCAAGAUCCAUGGCGAGAGGAACGUCUUUGACGGCAUCUUUGGCAACCCCAUAUUCUGCAGUAUUGUGCUAGGGACAUUCGGGGUACAGAUUGUGAUCGUGCAGUUUGGGGGGAAGCCAUUUAGCUGUGCCCCUCUCAACGUGGAGCAGUGGCUGUGGUGUCUCUUCGUGGGAGUGGGGGAGCUGCUGUGGGGCCAGGUGAUCGCCACAGUGCCCACCAGCCACCUAAAGUGCUUGAAGGAGGCUGGCCAUGGCCCCGGCACCGACGAGAUCACGGAUGAGGACCUGGCUGAGGAUGAGGAGGAGAUCGACCAUGCGGAGAGGGAGCUGCGCCGGGGGCAGAUACUGUGGUUUAGAGGUCUCAACCGUAUCCAGACCCAGAUGGAGGUAGUGAGUACCUUCAAGAGAAGUGGUUCGUUUCAGGGCGCAGUGCGUCGGCGCUCAUCAAUUCUCAGCCAGCUCCAUGACGUUACCAAUAUUUCUACCCCCACUCACAUGCGAGUGGUGAAGGCCUUUCGUAGCUCGCUGUAUGAUGGCAUCGAAAAACCCGAAUCCAGAAACUCCAUCCACAACUUCAUGGCACAUCCUGAGUUCCUCAUCAACGACUUCAUCCACAACAUCCCCCUGAUCGACGACACAGACAUAGACGAGGAAUCUGAGCUCUCCAGGCACAACCACCUGCACCCGGCCCUGCGUGCUCCACCACCGCCCCCCCAGCCUCAGCCCCAGAAGCGUACGCGCCCCCCACCGCGCCCCUACCGGCAGUACAGCCUGCCGGUGACUCCCAACCGCAACAACAAUGCCAUCGACGGCAGCCUCCUGCUGAGCAUGGUAAAUGCCGUGCAGCUCUCAGCCCCCCGCGGCGACGGCGGCCUGCUGAUCGGCGUGGAGAGCUCUGUAUAACUGCUGCCGGGGCCGCGGCUCGCAACUCGGGAGCCAAAAGACUCUGGCAGACUGUGGCGUGACAGCGUGGGAACAAGACGGCGGAAUCGGAAAACGACCUUACCCAACAAGACUCUGUGGAUAGUUUCUUCUGAAGCAAUUUUCCCCUCCCCACAAAAAAUGUCCCCCCCCCCCCCCCAUUUCUGCUCCGCUCCAUAGUGUUUGGUUAUCAGCCAAGAGGCGGAGCCAUCACCCCCCCCCGCCACCCUGCCAAACACCCCACCUGAAAUCCCACCCCGUCUAGCCUCAACUGAGACUUUUUCGCACAACUUAGAAAGUGCAACACGGUGGGAGGAUUUAGACUGAAGCCGACUGCCGUUGGUCUAGACCUCCUGGUUUCGUAAGAGUAGGAGAGACUCAUGGGGGAUGAACAAGGUCAUUCAUUCCACUUUUUAUUGAUGUUGUUAUUAGUAUUAUUACUACUACUUUAUUAUUACUACGAUCACCAUUAUUAUCAUUAUUAUUAUCAUUGUUAAUACUACUACAAUUACUACUAAUACUAUAUGGCAGUUACUAAUGCAUUAUGGGUUAGCUUUAAGUAUAAUAUUUAUUUGUGUAUUUAUUUAUUUAUUUAUUUAUUUAUUGGUCUCUCGACCUGCUUAUCUCCUUUUGUUUUACUUUCGUUUUCAUUUACUCUGUGUCUGUUUCUCUGUGUGUGUGUGCGUGUCGUCGUGUCUGUUCUUAAAAACAAAAAGAGGGGAAAAAAAAACAGUACUAACAAGCAAGGACACAAAAACGUUUAACCCUAAUAGUGAUUUUGAACAAAUAGUUGUGUUUGAUAAACACAAAACUACAUAAAAAGGAGAAGAAGAAAAAAAAUCACAUCAUUGACUUCACCUUCCUGUUUCCUGCUUUUUUUGGGGGGGUUCUGUAGGCGAUCUGCUUCUUUCUUUACGUCUCCUUAAAUAACAAAGGCCUGCAGACAGGUCUGAGAGAAAGGCACCUGAGGAGUAGUGUAUUUUGGAAUGGGCUAAGUCAGCUGCAACAAACCGGAAGCCUAACCCAGGCUGCUCCAGGACCAGACCUCACUUUUACAGCAGAAACUCAAGACAAACUGGAAGAAUGACCGUCUGUCCCUUGCGUGUGUCAUUAAUUCCCAAUGAAACAGAGCAUGUCUUUGUUUCUUGGCAGAGAUUUGUAUUCAUCGUUCCAGCAAAAGAAACGAUGUAUCUGUUGAGCGACACCUUGACAGUAGAGCAUUUUUAGAAAUAUUAAUUUUAAAGAAUAACAUCUGAAGACAAUGUUAACUUCCACUGGCCCCUAUUUACUGUUUCACCCUUUCUUGUUGCUUUAAUGAUAGCCUUCCUUAUUGCUGUGUACAGUAAUAUACUGUAUUUUCACAGGUACUCGCCCCAUUUUUAUUGAUUUACUCUGGCUGCUGUAGGCCUAAAAAGCUAGAUGGGGUCAUUUUUAAUAAAUGCAUCGUCUGGUCACUUCUCAGCUAGAGAAACACAGCACAGCACAUGUCAGUUUUAUAUGACUAUCAUGUUUGUUGCAACUGACUUGUUAUCGAAAACAUCACUUUUGACUGCCACUGUAACUAAGGUUUAAGUUAAAGCUGAUAUUUGUCAGUUGAGUCGAAGAACGCAGAACAUCUAUCAUGAUGUUACGUUACACUAUUAGCUUGUACAGUACCAUCAAAAACUGCCAGAAUGUGGCCAUUCUGAUAGCUAGUAGUAACGAUUGCUCUGAAUUCUAUUUAUUUUGUUGAAAAUAGAUACAUUAGUUUUCAACCUUGCACAAUAUCAAAGACUUAUACUGUAGAAAUGAGAUGGCUAAGUUGCAAAGGAAAUGUGCUAAUAUGUGUUCUGCUACCAAAGGCUGUGUGAGCUACGCGUCAAUCCGAGCUCAGCAGUCUGAAGUGUCUGAAUACAAAAUGCACUGCAGCGUUGAAAUGCGAUUAUUAUUUGUCACAUCCAAGGACUGUGCUAUGAGAUAACGGAGAAAAAGACAACUGUAUAAGAGUUGGACUUGCAGUAGCCAUAGGAGUCCAGUCCCUACUUGUUUAUAUAUUUUUGAAAUCAGUGGUGCGAUGUGGAAGGACAUCCUAGUAAUGUGGACCGGUACUUAUGCAACAAUCUGCCACGUUAAAGACUUUGUUACAGAGGUUUGCUAUACGGUCCGUUCAUAGGGCUCUCCUGAAAUACCUUUAUCUGUGUACAAUACUCUGUCUUGAAAGCUUGGUUUUAUAGACACUGAAGUUAGGGUCUGAUGGAAGUUGGGGCAUGGAUGUAUGAUGGCAGCAGACGAGCAUGUGUCGAAACCUCACAGGAGAAUGAUUUGACACAGCCCUGUCCGGAGAUUACCCUGUUUCACUCCGAUUUGCUGCUGGAGCAGAAGAGCAGAAAACAAACACUGAGCCUUUUGCUCAGCAAAUGUGCAAAUGGCAAGAGAUCCAACGGCCUCGCGAAGUCCGUCUCGUCUGACAGCUGGGCCUCGUACUUCUGCUAACGAUGGCUAAGCCGUUUCUGUCGCAAAACUCCGAGUGUCUAUGUAGAAAACAUUUUGUGUGUUUUAAAGCAGAAACUUUAAACCUUGUAAGGAUGUACAGAAAGCAGACAGUAGAGUCAGAAUAGAUAGUAGGUUGCUUACAGGCCUUUCACAACACAGUUAGCACAUUUCAAGUCAAGGUCGCCACGUCAACCAGGAAAGCAAUCAGCAUAUCGUCAUGACGAUCACUGAAGAGAAAGCCUGAAUUUCUCUCAUCCACGUCCACCAUGCAUUUUAAUACAUGGAAUAGAGGAAUACAGGUAGUAAUAUUUAAAACUAUACAAUGAACAAUACAAAAAAGUAAGAUUCCACUCUCUUGUAAAACGCUCACAAGAGAAUUGCAGAAAAACUACAAAAAGAUGGAAAACCUUUUGUGUGUAGAAUAAAAGUCCUAUUAACAAAAUACCACUGCUGUAUAUUUUGCCAAAAUGUACGUGUGCAUCUUUUGUUUACUUCUUAUGUAAUAUUCCAGUGUUUUUUCCUGUUUUCUCUUCCUCCGCUCUACCAAUUUUUUGUAAAGAAAAGAAAUGACUUACAUGUAAUCACUUUUACAUUAUUAUCAUCAUUAUUACCAUUAUUAUUACUUUUUUGCCAACCAAUUCUUUAUGCUGAUGGAAAACAACUGAGCAACUCUCCUGAGCAUAUUCUAUUGUACUGAAUCUGCGCUAAGAUGGAAAAGACAAAAAAGGAAAAAAAAAAACUUAAGACUAUUAAAUAUAAUAAAUUUACCUGCCUGUUAUUUAAGAAAAAAAA
Molecule: messenger RNA, 7394 nt
Organism: Brienomyrus brachyistius
Lineage: Eukaryota; Metazoa; Chordata; Actinopteri; Osteoglossiformes; Mormyridae
Gene: atp2b3b
Product: ATPase plasma membrane Ca2+ transporting 3b
Exons: 21
Coding region: 231-4112 (1293 amino acids)
Biological process (GO): regulation of cytosolic calcium ion concentration; calcium ion transmembrane transport
Cellular component (GO): intracellular membrane-bounded organelle; membrane
Molecular function (GO): ATP binding; P-type calcium transporter activity; ATP hydrolysis activity
Source: RefSeq, a predicted model, not a curated record